Diversispora eburnea is the source of this 473-nucleotide messenger RNA. The record is from the annotation of a GenBank genome assembly. Lineage: Eukaryota; Fungi; Glomeromycota; Glomeromycetes; Diversisporales; Diversisporaceae.
UUACAGAAGCAUGGAAUAUAGAUAAUGAAUCAAAUUCGGAAGAAGAUUCAGACGAAAAUUCUCAAGAUAGUAAUACUUCUGAUUUAAAUAUGACCACAAUACCAGAAUUAGUCGAUGCCAUAGAUGGCUAUUUAGAUAAUACUAGAAUAAACAGAUUCGUUCUAGUUAACCAAAUAAAAAGAGUCACACAGCAAAUUCGUCAUAAAUAUAAUAAUGAAAGAAAUACAUGUCAACAGUAUUUUUUAGAAUUACAACAAUGUCUUUCUCAACAAUCUUCUUAUAACACCAAAAUAAUAGAAGCUCCUAUAAUUCCGCAAUCAGUAUUUCUUAUACCCGAUACACAAAAAAUGAUUGAUGAGACAUUAGCGAAACAAAAAUCUAAUUAUGAUGCUGAGAUAGAAAAAUUGAGAAAGGAAGUUCAAUCCUCCAAAGCACAAAAAACACAGGCACCAGUUUCGCAAACUAUUGAACCG